Molecule: messenger RNA, 1275 nt
Organism: Fomitiporia mediterranea MF3/22
Lineage: Eukaryota; Fungi; Basidiomycota; Agaricomycetes; Hymenochaetales; Hymenochaetaceae
Product: peptidase S28
Exons: 7
Coding region: 1-1275 (424 amino acids)
Biological process (GO): proteolysis
Molecular function (GO): serine-type exopeptidase activity; dipeptidyl-peptidase activity
Source: RefSeq, a predicted model, not a curated record
AUGCUUCUCGACCACUUCGGCAACUCCACUGAAACGUUCAAGAACCGUUACUGGAUCAAUGGCACGUACUAUGAACCUGGAGGACCCGUUUUCAUAUUUGAUUCUGGUGAACAGAAUGCAGAGCCACUCUUGCCUUAUUACCUACAAGAAUACCACGGUUUAUCUGCUACGAUGCGCUUAGCUAAGAGAUACAGAGGACUUGCUAUUCUUUGGGAGCAUCGUUUUUACGGAGCAUCGCUCCCAUUUCCUGUCAACGCAAUAACUCUAAACCAGGAAAAUACUACAUUUGACCAAUGGAAGUAUUUAACAACGGAUCAAGCUCUAGAAGAUGUCGUGUUCUUCGCAAACUCUUUCCCCACCUCGUCUAACGAUCCCGCAAGUCAACCGGCUAUUCACCCGUCCAUAACUCCUUGGAUUUGGCUUGGUGGGUCCUAUCCCGGAGUACGAGGUGCGCUCAUGCGCGUCCGAAACCCCGAAGUUAUUUUUGCAUCUUGGGCAUCCUCCGCUCCCGUCCACGCGCAAGUCGAUAUGGCCUCUUACUACAAAGCUGCCGAACGCUCACUCACUCGAAACUGCUCUGCUGACUGGGUAGCGGUCACGAAAUGCGUCGAUCAGGUUUUGAAUGGGACGGAUGAAACGAGGCGCGCGGAUAUGAAAUUCGACCUUGAAUUCGCACGUUUAAGUGGAAAAGUGUUACUUUGUUGGACCUGUAGCAUUGAGCUCACGACUGUUUACAAGUAUUACGGUUUCGCCGAGUCACUCUUACCAUUUUGCAACCUACUGGAGACGCAGAACUUCACAGCCGAUCCGCUUGAAUCUGGUAUUUCUAAUGCACAUGGCAUCCAGGCUGCGUUUGACGCAUUUCUGGCUGCUCUUGCUGAGCUCGAUUACGAUUCUAUUCCCGGUGAACCAGAUGAUCCCGUUACAGAUCGGUCAUGGAUGUGGCAAUACUGCUCAGAAUAUGGAUUUUACCAACGAGGAGACCCCAAUAAUCCUCUUUCUAUUGAGACCUCAUUUCUUUCUCUCGAGCUUUUCCAGGAGCAAUGCAAUUCCGCUUUUCCAGUUGGGCUGCCGACCUCCCCUGCAGUGGACCACAUUAAUAAGUACGGAAGCUGGGAGAUGAGUCCUUCUAACGUGUUAUUCACAAAUGGAGAAUUUGAUCCGUGGCGUACGAUGGGACUCGCGUCCAUUGAGACAAAUUCACCACACAGACAGCCAAAUCUCACUGUCCCUGAGUAUGUUAUUUUUCUUGUUUGCUCCCUUCACCAGUUUUAG